ACUUUAACCGAUCUCUUCCUUGCUUUUGCUUCAACAAUUUUACAGCAAAAAUACACACGAAUACGAAUAAAAAUUCCCACAUCACAUUUUACUUUUACCAUUUAUAUAUUCAAUGAUUUGCGCUGAUAUUGCUUUAGUAGUCGAUUAAAUUUUUACUAAACAACAACUUUGGUUUUUCUGUAUCAUCAUCGUCGUUCCGUUCGCGUAUCGUGUCACACUCGCGGUCUCACGGUUACACAAGUUGAGUGCGGUUGGUUCAUGCUGUGUGUUUUUUUUUUGCUAUCCAAUCCAAAAAUCCUACUCUCGAAGAAAAUAAAAGAAAAACCUAAAAUUUUUAUUUUAUAAAUGUUUGAAUAAAUAAAUCAAUUUUUAAAUUUUAACUUCAAAAAUAAUUCACAAAAAAAUAAAAAUAAAAUGUACAAAAAUACAAUCCUAAUAAUUUUCAGUAUGCUUUUAUGCACGCGAACAGUCUUUUCCCAAUGGGAUUUUGCAGUUGCAACCAAGGGACAAAUAAUUUUCUACGAUGAAACAUGGGCUGUUCUGGAGUCGGCCGCUCAUCAGUUCAAUUCUAUGUCAGCUAUAACAUUUGACGAAGUUAAAGAACGCAUUUACUUCAAUGAUCACCAGCACAAUAAUGGCAGUAUAUUCUCACUAAAGCUGCCUCUAGGCAAAGGCAAUCCUCAUAUUAUUGAAAAUGUCUUAACAAGAACACCCAACGAAUCCAUAUCCGGCUUGGCCUACGAUCCGUUGGAAGAGAACCUCUAUUGGACAGAUAGUGGCAAUAAGAAGAUUUUCUACUAUCCAGUGAAUGCGCCUGAAGGCACUGAACCGAAAGUCCUUUUUAAUUUCAAUAAAAGUUCUACUAUCCCAGAUGGCAUUGCCAUCGAUGUAUGUCGACGCAAACUAUACUGGACCAAUUCGAAUAAUUCAGAGCCAAGUAUUCAUGUGGCGUCAUUGAAUGGUGAAGAUGAAAAGACCAUUGUCAACACUGGUCUGUACUUCCCUCAUGGUAUUGUUGUGGAUCAAUUGACUGAUCGAAUUUAUUAUGUGGUCGAUCAGAUGGGUGUGUUCUUUACAAUUGAAAGUUGUAAUUUAGAUGGAUCAGAUCGAGAAGUCGUCUAUAAGGGCACUAACAAUGUUCCAAUCAGUUUGACUGUGACCAAAGAUGCCAUUUAUUGGACAGAUGGUAUACACAAAGCAAUUUGGACUGUACCGAAACUAAAUGCUACCAAUGUGCGCCCGGUUAAGGUCAAAAGUAACUAUAUCGAUGUAAGAGGAAUUGUUUCUAGAGUUGGAUUAAUUUCUAAGCUCCGAACAGAUAAAGAUUGCAGGGAAGUUGUGAAGAAGUUGGAAAAAAAUCUCUUCCCUCUAGACAACUACACUACCAAGAAACAUGAAGAAAAUCAUGAUAAAAUUUGCCUCAGCAACGGUUAUUAUAGUAAAGUUAGUGAAGCUUGUGCGUGUAAGGCUGGUUUUAGUGGAGCACGAUGUGAAACCUAUGAAUGUCAUAAUUAUUGUGUUCAUGGAACAUGUGAAAUUUCUGAUGGAUUCCCAAAGUGUACGUGUCAAAUUGGUUUCACUGGAGAACGCUGUCAAACUUCGAAAUGUAGUAACUAUUGUAUGAACGGUGGUGUUUGUAAAAUUGAUGAGGAAGAACCCACAUGUGAAUGUCCGAAUGAAUUUAUUGGACGACAAUGUUCGGUAAAUGCAACGGAAGAGUGUGUACCAUUUUGUUUGCUUAUGCAAAAGGACAUCGAUGUUAAUGUGCCGCGACAUUGUUAUAAAAUUUGUAAAAACCUCCAUCCAGAAGAUUUAGUUAUUCAAAAUCUUAAGAGGCCAGAUGAAGUCUGUCGAGGAACAUGGAAUAAAUCUAUCAUAGUUCUAGUUUGUGGUGCCCUUGGUGGCUUAGUCCUCAUCUAUGUCAUAAUUCAAGCAAUUCGCCGCAUCUAUAAACCAGCAAGGCCAAGAAUAAAGAAGACCUUUGUUGUACAAAAGAAAGUCUCACAGACACCAUUAACGUGUCGACCCAUAGCCACCGAACAAUGUGAGAUUACGAUAGAAAAUUGUUGUAAUAUGAAUAUUUGCGAUACCCCCUGCUUCGAUACAAAACUGUUGCAACAAAAUAUGUCUAAACAAUCAAAUAAAAAAGAAGACAAAGAAAUUCUUAUUAACAAUAUGGAAGAUGAACUAUAUUAAGAAAUAGAAAACAAAGAAAAAACAAUAUCCUAAGCCAAGCAAAUACAUAAAUAUAAGUUUUAUAUUUAUUCCAAUGCAAAAGCUGAAAAAUUAAUAAGAAAAAAACAACAGAAUAGAAAUCGAGGCCUUAUCUUACAACCAAAUAACAAAAAAAGAAAAAAGAAAACUAACUUAAUUUUUUAUUAUUUUUGUUUUAAAAAAAUGGCUUUCAAUGAAAGUUUUUAUUCGCAAGAAGGAAAGUAAAAUAUCGUUUUCAUAUAUUAUUUUUUUAUAAUUUUUUAAGUCUUUGUUGCGAUAUAUAGUAUCAUUUAUUAGUUAUUUAAGAAAAAAACAAGAAACAAAUAUUUAUUUACAAAAUUAAAUACAUACAAAUCAAAUAUUUUAUUUUUGUUAUAUAAUGUCGUUUGAACUUCGAAGAUACGGCUAAGGAUAGCUUGUAAAACAUGCAAUAAUACACAUUGAAAGUGACCAAAGCAAUAAUACAUUAUGAAGCUAUUAUAACUUAAUUGGCAAAAAACUUAAAACAAAAUUGUAUACAAAAUUGUAACUAAAAAAAACAUUAAUUGAAAAAAUAACACAUAAAUUGAUUUCGCCAUUAAACUAAAGUCAUUUUAAAAAGGCAUUGAUUUCUUUUUGUUUGGUUCGAAACUUUUUUAUGGAGGAAUGUCGUGUAUAUAGAAUUAAAAGAAAUAAAUUCAAGGCUUAACAUUGCGCUCUUGAAACUUUUCAUGAACAAAUCGAGUGAUAAGUCACUGCUUGGUAAACCAUAAAAUCUCUUCUAUUGUCAUUUCUCUGAAAUUCUGAAUGAAACUCUGCAAGACUCGAAAGAAUGAGGCAAAGAUAUAAGACCACGAGGGUUCUAAGAGCAAGUUUUCAGUGGUAAUAUAACUCAAUGUAGCAUCUUAUCACAAAACCUAGACUCAUAAAAGUUGGCUAUAUAACUUCUAUCCGGCAUUAAAAGACGGCUUUAGUCUUAGUUUCACUGCGAGAUGAACUUACUCUGGAUGAGUUGAACUAUAGCUUUUGAUAUUUUAUCCUCCAUGUUUUCAGACUCUUUCACAUGUCUCAUUCCUUCAAAAAUGCUCCUUUGCUCUUAACCUUGAGGUAAGAACUUUUUGUCUUAAAAGACCAGACGUUCCACGGUCGAGCAUAGAGCCAGAGCACGUGGUGCAAGAACCAUAAUUGUCUGCAGACCGAUUCGAGUUUUGAGCUUUAUUCCAACAUCUAAGUGGAGUUUGUACUUUUAUUGCGGGUAUCCAGAGUCAACAUCAAUAAAAAAUUAUCAAUUCUGUAUUUAUAAUUUUUCCCCUUUUUGUAAAAUCCGAUUGGAAUAGUUUUUACAUUCUGACGUUUUGCAAUGGCAAAUAUUUUCUUGAUACUGUCUCUAAAACAAUCGAAAUCAAAUUUGAGGAGUCUUCAACUUGAAGCUUAAGUGUUUUCCUAGGCUUUCAUCAAACUUCUUAAAAAGUUUGGGAAGGAUUUUGACUUAAGUCAAAAGGUGAUGAAAUCGGAUAGUGAUGUAAUCCGAACUUUAAAAUGAACUCGAUUUUUCAGGAGUAAGUUUUUAAAGUUUUAAGAUAAGUGCUUGACUUCAACUGGGUUAGUUAAUGAAGUAUGAUUUCUGUGACAAAUUGAAGAAUGUGUAAUCCUAAUUGAUCGAACUUUAUGCCAACAUUUAUUUCUUUUUUAUUUAAAUAGAAAGGAUUUAACUCUCUUUAUAUAAUUUGUACAUUCUUAAUAAACAACAAAUGGUUAAAUUUUAAACAUAUCAAAAUUUAAGCUAUUCAAUGCAUACAUUUAUGUACUUAUUUUGGCUUUUUAAUGGCACUAUUAAUAUAUUUGGAGAAUAUUUGUAUAUUUUGGGUUCACAAUAAGACAUAAAUAAAAAAAAAUAAUUGCAGCUUCUUAGUUUGUAUUUUUUUUAAUUCUAGUUAUUUUUUAUUUUAAUUUACUAAUUACAAUGUAAAAGUUCCUUUUCUUUGCUUUUUGUCUUCAAAUUUGUAAGCUAGAAUUAAAAUUAUUUAGUUUUAAGUCCAUUGCGCACUGUUUUUUUUUUUUAUUUAACACAACGAAACCAAAUAAAACGAAUUUAAGUUAAAUUUGUAAAUUCUUUUUGGUUUAAAAUUGUUAUUUUAAAAGAAAGAAAAAAAAAAUAAAAAAAAAGUUCAUCAUGAUUAAAUAUCACAAUUAAAAUCAUUUUCUUGAGAAGAGAAUAUUAAACAAUUACAAGUAACAACGACAACUGCCAUUAUUAUUGAUUUUGGUUUUUAAAAAUUUUAAUUUUGUUUUCCUCAUU
Messenger RNA from Episyrphus balteatus (marmalade hoverfly), 4492 nucleotides. It is a transcript of the gene cue, whose product is annotated as protein cueball. Bases 415 to 2196 code for a protein of 593 amino acids. The transcript is spliced from 4 exons. NCBI's taxonomy places the organism in Eukaryota, Metazoa, Arthropoda, Insecta, Diptera, Syrphidae. The record is from RefSeq and is a predicted model, not a curated record.